AUGUGAGUGGUGUUGUUGCCAACUAGCAGAGAGCGAGCUAGCAGCAGGAAGCUGAUGUUUUAUCCUUUUUUAGGGUGAAACACGGCGGAGUACAGACACACAGCCGCCGGGAGAGAUUACUCACCGUCCCCCUGUAAGCCCGGAGCCGCAGAAACCGACACGGAGAUCCCGGGCGGAGGAGGAAGUACUCAGAUCUUUUACUGCAGUAAAACUACUACUACUACUACUACUACCAGUCGGAAGAGGAAGUACUCAGAUCCUUCACUGCAGUAAAACUACUACUGCUAUUACCAGGUGGAGGAGGAAGUACUCGAACCUUUACUGCAGUAAAACUACUACUACUACUACCAGUUUGUGGCGGCGGCUGAGCGGAGCGCAGCGGGAUGAGUGGAGCUGCUCUGGGCAUCGAGAUCGUGGUGGUGUUUUUCCUGGCGCUGUUCCUGCUGCACCGAUAUGGAGACUUCAGGAAGCAGCAGCGCAUGGUGCUGUUCGGCACGCUGCUGGCCUGGUACCUGUGCUUCCUCAUCGUCUUCAUCUUACCUCUGGACGUCAGCACGACCAUCUACAAGCAGUGUAAGAUAGACCAUGAGGAGCACGCCUCUGUUCCCACCGCCAGCUCCAAUCACACGGCGGCUAACACGUCUGUCACACCCACCAAAAGUGUCCCGACGCCCUGCUACAAGCCGUGGAGCUACAUCCCUGACGGGAUCAUGCCCGUGUUCUGGAGGGUGGUGUACUGGACGUCCCAGUGUCUCACAUGGCUGCUGCUGCCCUUCAUGCAGUCCUACGCCCGCUCCGGAGGCUUCUCCAUCACGGGCAAAAUAAAAACGGCUCUGAUAGAGAACGCCAUUUAUUACGGGACCUACCUGCUCAUCUUCGGCUCCCUGCUCAUUUACGUGGCUGUUCAUCCUCAGUGGCACCUGUCCUGGUACGAGCUGCAGACCAUCGGGAUCACAGCAGCUAACACCUGGGGUCUGUUCCUGCUGGUGCUGCUGCUCGGCUACGGCUUGGUGGAGAUCCCUCGCUCCUACUGGAACGCCUCACGGCACGGACACCUGCUCAUCAAGACAUAUUUCAAGGCGUCCAAGCUGAUGACGGAGAAGGCGGACGCAGAGGAGAACCUGGAGGACGUCAUGGAGGAGGUGAGAAAAGUCAGUGAAUCCAUCAAGUAUAACCAUCCGCUGAGGAAGUACAUCGAUACCAUUCUGAGAAAAUGUCCCGUGGACUACCAGGAGAAGAUGGGCCGGAACAUGGACGACUACGAGGAUUUUGAUGACAAACAGAACACUUAUCCCAGCGAGAAGAGUCUGGUGAAGCUCCAUAAACAGGUGAUCUACGCGGUUCAGAGACACAACAGGACUCGUGUCCAGUGGCAGAUCCUUCUGCAGCAGGCCAUCCACCUGGAGGACGUGGCCAAGAAUGAGACCAGCUCAGCGCACCAGUUCGUCCACAGCUUCCCGUCCUCUGAGCCGGCCGGCUGGUUCAGCAGAUACGUGUACACGCCCACUGCUGAGUGGUACUGGGAGUGCUUCCUGAAGUGCUGGUUCUACCGGCUGCUGUCGGUGGUCCUGACCCUGUUCAGCGUGGCCGUGGUCUGGUCCGAGUGCACCUUCUUCAGCACCCGUCCCGUCCUCUCUCUGUUCGCCGUGUUCAUCCAGCUGGCCGAGAGAGACUACAACUACCUGUACAUCGAGAUGGCGUGCUUCGUCACCAUCUUCUUCCUGUGUACCUGCGUUUACUCCACUGUGUUCCGCAUUCGGGUCUUCAACUACUACUACCUGGCCUCCCAUCACCAGACUGACGCCUACAGCCUCCAGUUCAGCGGCAUGUUGUUCUGUCGUCUGACGCCUCCUCUGUGUCUCAACUUCCUGGGUUUGAUCCACAUGGACUCGGCCAUCUCUCACCAGCAGAAGGAGCAGACGGCCUACACCUCUAUCAUGGGGUCGAUGCGUGUCCUCUCUUUUAUCGCUAACGGCUUCUACAUCUACUACCCCAUGCUGAUAGUCAUCCUCUGUAUCGCCACCUACUUCAGUUUGGGGACUCGCUGUCUGAACCUUCUGGGCUUCCAGCAGUUUGUGGGCGACAGCGAGAUGACGUCGGACCUGAUCGACGAGGGCAAGGAGCUGAUCCGCCGAGAGAAAAGGAAGAGGCAGAGGAUUGAAGAUGGAGAGAACAGACGCAGAGAGUGGAAGGAGCGCUAUGGAAACCAGAGAGAAGACUACACGGCGAGGAACAGGGGCAGUCACGAGAUGAAGGAGACCAGUUACUCAGACACAGUGGCGGCCAGCAACAACAGACAGGCGAAAUAUUCUCGCUCUGGGAGUCGGUCGGAGAGAGACUGCAUCGAGCUGCUGCAGGACGCCGAACCGUUAGACUUCAACGCCGAGACUCUGACAGACGACCCUCUGGAGGCCGAGCCCGGCAGACAUGCAGGGGGACGAUAUCUGUCCAUGUCAUCGUCUCGGAGCCGAAUAUUCACGACGUCUGACGGCAAGAAUAAAUGUGAAGCGGAGCCAUAAAUAAAACUGAACAGGACCUCCAUCUCACAGCUCACUGGCUGCUUCAUCAUCUCCCACGAUGCAUGGUAAUUACAAACAGGUCACCCUUAUCCCGGAAGUCUUCUGGAAACAUCUCUGCAUCAGGUUUCACGUCCAGCUUGGCUGCAGGCGAAUCAAGGCACUUUUUGAAGGAAUAUUAAUGCUAUAAAAGUUACAUAACCUCUCCGAUAUGAAUGCAGACAGACACUGAAUGAGUUUGCGCUGCAUGUCAUGACGGCAUGAGUCUGCAGCGGCUGCAUGUCGACACGUCACUUUAACAGAAGCUUCAACGAAGGUCCAUCAAGUAGUUUAUUUAUACGUUGUAGAUUUAUUUAUCUGUCUGUUGAUGAAGCCGGUUUAGGAUAUCUGCGUCUGAUGGGCUGCUGGUUUAAUCAGAACUUGAUCUGAUUGUCUCGACUCAUUUAACCCUGAUCUCGUAAGAAAUCUUUAUUUGUAAUAAUCUGAAUCUUAAAAUCAACUGGAUGUAAUCACUACUGAAUAUUUAAUGUUGUGAAAAUAAGAAAAGGGUCUCAUUUAAAGUUUGAGUAUUUUACUUUGAAAGCUGUGAUUUUGCCUCUGGGAACAACGCACGAUACUCCUGGAGUCAGUCAUUAGUCCUGUUUCCAUUCACAUAUUUUCAUGCACAUUUUGCACAAUUAUCACAUUAGAAAAGCUGGAUCAAAACACGACCAUUUUAAUAAACCCUUUAACCGACUAGUGUUUCUGGUGCCGACUAUUGAGGGGAGCAACGUUUAAUAGACUAAUCCAAAGUCUCUUUAACACGUUUAAUAGACUAAUCCAAAGUCUCUUUAACAUGUUUAAUAGACUAAUCCAAAGUCUCUUUAACAUGUUUAAUAGACUAAUCCAAAGUCUCUUUAACACGUUUAAUAGACUAAUCCAAAGUCUCUUUAACACGUUUAAUAGACUAAUCCAAAGUCUCUUUAACACGUUUAAUAGACUAAUCCAAAGUCUCUUUAACAUGUUUAAUAGACUAAUCCAAAGUCUCUUUAACAUGUUUAAUAGACUAAUCCAAAGUCUCUUUAACAUGUUUAAUAGACUAAUCCAAAGUCUCUUUAACAUGUUUAAUAGACUAAUCCAAAGUCUCUUUAACAUGUUUAAUAGACUAAUCCAAAGUCUCUUUAACACGUUUAAUAGACUAAUCCAAAGUCUCUUUAACAUGUUUAAUAGACUAAUCCAAAGUCUCUUUAACAUGUUUAAUAGACUAAUCCAAAGUCUCUUUAACAUGUUUAAUAGACUAAUCCAAAGUCUCUUUAACACGUUUAAUAGACUAAUCCAAAGUCUCUUUAACAUGUUUAAUAGACUAAUCCAAAGUCUCUUUAACAAGUUUCUCUUUGUUCUUCCACUGGAGAUAAAAACACUAAGAUCACUUUGGGCUCAAAAUUCAAAUGCUUAAAACCCAAAAGGUAGCGCUGGAGAUGGAGCCUUAAAGGGUAACAUUACUUUACAUAAGAAACAGAUCUAUGUUAGGCCUAAAAAAUGAAAAUAAAGUUUGGUUCCUGUUGGUUGUCAGUUAAGGUCAUGGGUCGGUAAGGAAUUUAUUUUAUUUUUUUAUUUUUUCCCAGUGGCAGCAAGGGAUAGAUAGGAUAUUUAUUUAUUUAUUUUAAUUUUCCUUUACAGUUGCGAUGGAUACUCUAUUUUUUCAUAACCUAGCCUACCUGUACUACAUGUACAGUUGUCGCUUAGUAAAUUGAAAACCUAGUGAG
Molecule: messenger RNA, 4261 nt
Organism: Perca fluviatilis (European perch)
Lineage: Eukaryota; Metazoa; Chordata; Actinopteri; Perciformes; Percidae
Product: G-protein coupled receptor-associated protein LMBRD2B
Exons: 21
Coding region: 384-2519 (711 amino acids)
Biological process (GO): adrenergic receptor signaling pathway
Cellular component (GO): membrane
Source: RefSeq, a predicted model, not a curated record